Rhineura floridana is the source of this 4658-nucleotide messenger RNA. RefSeq names its product ATPase H+ transporting V0 subunit a1 (gene ATP6V0A1). Gene Ontology annotation, cellular component: vacuolar proton-transporting V-type ATPase complex; vacuolar proton-transporting V-type ATPase, V0 domain; plasma membrane. Gene Ontology annotation, biological process: proton transmembrane transport; vacuolar acidification. Lineage: Eukaryota; Metazoa; Chordata; Lepidosauria; Squamata; Rhineuridae. The coding region runs from base 418 to 2934 and encodes 838 amino acids. The record is from RefSeq and is a predicted model, not a curated record. Gene Ontology annotation, molecular function: proton-transporting ATPase activity, rotational mechanism; ATPase binding. The transcript has 21 exons.
ACAUGCUCCCGGGGGCUGCUGCUCCACCCGAGCGAGGGAGGGUCCCCUCCUGGGCAAGCCUCGCCCAGCGGGAGUCUCUCAAGAGUCAGGACAAGCCAGCCCGGACUGGGCCGAGGGGGAAAGCGGCACGCCAGGAGGAGACAAAAGGCUCCCGGUGCAAAGCGCCUUUCUCGGGCAGAGGAGGAGAAGGUUGGCCGCAGAAGGGUUAAGGAAAGUGAACUGGGCUCCUAGAGAGGAAGGGGAUUUGGGGUGGAGGGCGGGUGGAAGCUGCGUCCUGCAGUCCAGAAUGACUAGAGAGCCGCUUCACUGCCCGCCCUCUCCGUGGACUCUUUGGUGACGGGCUGCGCCGGUGCUUCCCUUCGGGGAUCCGGCAUAAGAAGAUUCUCACCCUAGUUUGUCGGGCUGUUUUGUUUCACUAUGGGGGAGCUCUUCCGGAGUGAAGAAAUGACCCUUGCACAACUUUUCCUUCAGUCUGAAGCGGCAUACUGCUGUGUCAGUGAAUUGGGAGAACUUGGAAAGGUCCAGUUUCGGGAUCUAAACCCUGAUGUGAAUGUGUUCCAGCGUAAAUUUGUCAAUGAAGUCCGGAGGUGUGAAGAGAUGGACAGGAAACUUAGGUUUGUGGAAAAGGAGAUUAAAAAGGCUAAUAUUCCCAUCACAGACACUGGUGAGAAUCCAGAGGUGCCAUUUCCCCGAGACAUGAUUGAUUUGGAGGCAAACUUUGAGAAGAUUGAAAAUGAGCUCAAAGAGAUUAACACCAACCAGGAAGCCCUGAAAAGGAACUUCCUGGAGCUGACGGAAUUAAAGUUUAUACUGCGCAAAACUCAGCAGUUUUUUGAUGAGGCUGAAUUGCAUCAUCAGCAGAUGGCGGAUCCUGAGUUGUUGGAGGAAUCCUCAUCGCUGCUGGAGCCAAGUGAAAUGGGAAGAGGAGCCCCGCUGCGAUUAGGAUUUGUGGCUGGUGUGAUAAAUCGAGAGCGGAUCCCUACCUUUGAGCGGAUGCUGUGGAGGGUGUGUCGUGGAAAUGUCUUCUUGCGUCAGGCUGAAAUUGAAAACCCACUAGAGGACCCAGUGACGGGCGACUAUGUGCACAAGUCAGUCUUCAUUAUUUUCUUCCAAGGUGACCAGCUGAAAAACAGAGUCAAGAAGAUCUGUGAAGGAUUCCGGGCUUCUCUCUACCCCUGUCCAGAAACGCCACAGGAAAGGAAGGAAAUGGCUGCUGGAGUCAACACCAGGAUUGAUGACCUUCAGAUGGUGCUGAACCAAACAGAGGAUCAUCGGCAGAGGGUCCUUCAGGCUGCUGCAAAGAAUGUCCGAGUCUGGUUCAUAAAGGUGCGCAAGAUGAAGGCCAUCUACCACACUCUGAACCUCUGCAACAUAGAUGUGACCCAGAAAUGCCUCAUUGCAGAAGUCUGGUGUCCUGUUGCUGACCUUGACUCCAUCCAGUUCGCCCUCAGGCGUGGUACGGAGCACAGCGGAUCCACUGUCCCCUCCAUCCUCAAUAGGAUGCAGACCAACCAGACUCCACCCACAUACAAUAAGACAAACAAGUUCACUGCUGGGUUUCAAAACAUUGUAGAUGCCUAUGGCAUUGGAACCUACCGUGAGAUCAAUCCAGCUCCGUACACUAUCAUCACCUUCCCGUUUCUGUUUGCUGUGAUGUUUGGGGACCUUGGCCAUGGAAUUCUCAUGAUGGUGUUUGCUGUGUGGAUGGUGCUCCGGGAGAGCCGCAUUCUGUCACAGAAGAGUGACAAUGAGAUGUUCAACACCAUUUUCAACGGCCGGUAUAUCAUUCUCCUGAUGGGGUGUUUUUCCAUUUACACUGGCUUGAUCUAUAAUGACUGCUUCUCAAAGUCGCUCAAUAUGUUUGGUUCAUCCUGGAGCGUCCGACCGAUGUUCCAGAAAAGCAACUGGACAGAAGAGCUUCUCAAGGAAUAUCCCGUGCUUCAGCUAGAUCCUACCAUUGAGGGUGUCUUUGGUGGGGCAUACCCCUUUGGCAUAGAUCCGAUCUGGAAUAUUGCCACUAACAAACUGAACUUCCUCAACUCCUUCAAGAUGAAGAUGUCAGUCAUUCUGGGCAUCACCCACAUGCUCUUUGGUGUCACACUCAGUCUCCUCAAUCACAUCUACUUUAAGAAACCUCUGAACAUCUACCUUGGCUUUAUCCCUGAAAUAAUCUUCAUGUCAUCCCUGUUCGGCUAUCUGGUCAUCCUCAUUUUCUAUAAGUGGACAGCCUACGAUGCUAAGAUUUCCAAGAAUGCACCAAGCCUUCUUAUCCACUUCAUCAACAUGUUUCUUUUCUCCUAUGAUCCCAAUGACAAGAUGCUUUAUAAGGGACAGAAAGGUCUCCAGUGCUUCCUGGUAGUGGUGGCACUGCUGUGUGUGCCAUGGAUGUUGGUUGCCAAACCUUUGGUCCUUCGCCAGCAGUACCUGCGAAGAAAGCACUUGGGGACACUCAAUUUUGGUGGGAUCCGUGUUGGCAAUGGCCCAACUGAAGAAGAUGCGGAGAUAAUCCAGCAUGACCAGCUCUCAACCCAUUCAGAGGAGGGGGAAGAGUUUGACUUUGGCGAUACAGUUGUCCACCAGGCCAUCCAUACCAUUGAAUACUGCCUGGGAUGCAUUUCCAACACAGCUUCAUACCUUCGCCUCUGGGCACUUAGCCUGGCUCAUGCACAGCUCUCUGAGGUCCUAUGGACCAUGGUGAUCCACGUGGGGCUCAAUGUGAGGAGCUUGGCUGGCGGGCUCGUCUUGUUCUUUAUGUUUGCUGUGUUUGCCACCCUGACGGUGGCCAUCUUACUGGUCAUGGAGGGCCUCUCUGCUUUCCUGCAUGCCCUCCGCUUGCACUGGGUGGAAUUCCAGAACAAGUUCUACAUGGGUGCCGGGUUCAAGUUCCUCCCUUUCUCAUUUGACAGCAUCCGUGAUGGGAAAUUUGAUGAAUAAUCCUCUUCAGGCCUCUUGAUCAGAUGUGUGGCAGUAAAACCUUUUUCCCCUCUUGCAUGUGUGUGUGUGCUUGCCUGUGUGAUAAACCUGAAGUUGUGUAGUUCUCCUGUUGAGUAGCCACGAGCUGCUAAUGCAACAAUAGUUUUGCUUUUCUCUGAAAGCCUCACUCAAAGGAGAAAGGGAAUAAUAGGAAAUGGAUAGGAAUUUGGGGCUGCUGCUGUAAACAUUACCCUGUGAUCACAUGGACAGGUCCCGGGGUGAGGCUUUGGCCCCCAGGUUGCACAGACAGAGAAGAGCAUGGACCACCAUGGAGGAGCACAUCCUAACCAUCUGCAGCCCCCCUGUUAAUAGUGUGUUAGCUGCUCAGUUCUGUAGCUGAAAGUGCAUCUGCUGCAAUUUAUCCCAAGCCCCGGUUCAAAGGAACACAUUGAACCAGAAACUGAAGCAUCUGUGCUGUAUAAGCCUCUUCUGGCAACUUUGUGAAAGAGGGACUAUUAUUCAUCAGUCCAACCACACACACACACACACCUGACCUCUAAAACGGCACUCUGGACUUCUACAAGCCUCAGUUUAGUCCUGCGAAAAGGUGCAGUCCAACCUUUUCCCUGUCCACGGCAGACUUUCCUCUUCUACUGGCACUUCUGCUGUGCCUUGCCUCAGUUAAAUGGCUUAAAAGACAACACACGCAACUGGCAGCAGCAGAACAGGAGAGUUCCCCCUCAGCAUCUUCCACAUGUCCCAGGUUGAUCUCUGAGCAGAGCUUGAGCUGCUGUCUCUACACCCCACAAUUGCUCUUGCUCUUCCAGCUUGCAAACCACAUUUUGUCCCCAAAUUCCCUCUUCUGUGCCUCACCCUUCUGUGUGUGGGCAUGAGCCUCAAGGAAACUUGGACUGAACGCCAAUGAUUCCUUGGGAAAGGCGAUUCUUCCAGUAGCAUUACAACUUAAUAUUGAUGGAACUGUCCUUUGCUGAAUGAGAGCAGUCCAGGCAGUGAGCUUGCUUGUCCUGUUGUGGAGCCGACCUGUGCUUGGCUCCAUGCAAUUUGUUCAUAAGGAAACUUUGACUCACCCUGCCCGCAACUUUGAAUGGCUUGUUUUGUUCCACGGAAACUGAGGGUCUUUCACCUCCAGGAAGCUCUCCAGUCAUAUUGACAUCCAUUACUGGAUGGAAAGAAGAGGAAGAAGGGGAAAAAAGCUGUUGCCAUGGACAGCUCUUGCCACACCUCAUGUACAACUGAGGAUUUGAAAAAGCUGGAAGCAGCAGCAGCCCGUGUAUAUUUAGGGGUAGGCUUCCUUUGGAAAAUAGGAAUCUCCAGAGGGCAGAACCUGCUUUCCCUUUGUGCAGGCCUUGGCAUAGGAAAGAGGCCGGGCUUCAUGCGCCUCUGUGUGCUGAGUAUUUAUAGAAUUUGUUGUGUGUUUGUGUAACCCGAGUGUGCACUAUCCUAGAAGUGUCUCAGUAUGAGGCUUUGGGGCACUUCUGUCAAGCAUUAGAGGCAAGAACAUCAGAUUUGGUGCAACAACUUUAUGGAAAGGUGCUAAUCCAUUACUUGUUCUUGAGUAGAGACUGUGAAGUACCAGGUGCUGCUGUGUGUGUGUGGUUGAGAGCUAUAUAGAGCCGUCUGUUGUGUUUACCUGUUGCUGUUUGGACGAGUGUAGCGUGCAGUGAAGUUUUUUCCCUGCGGUCCUCAUCAGCCAGUCACUGUGUCUAUUAAACCAGUUAAUGUAA